ACGGUGAGGAGCGUUUCCGCCAUUUUUGAAAACCGGGAAGGUGCCUGCCGGAGGAAGCGCGGCCGUGGCGAUGGCAGCGUUUGCCGUGGAUCCCCAGGCGCCCACGCUAGGAUCUGAACCAAUGAUGCUGGGUUCACCGACAUCUCCGAAGACAGGCGUUAAUGCCCAGUUCUUACCUGGAUUUUUAAUGGGGGAUUUACCAGCUCCAGUGACUCCACAGCCUCGAUCAAUCAGUGGCCCGUCCGUAGGAGUAAUGGAAAUGAGAUCACCUUUGCUCGCAGGGGGGUCACCGCCACAGCCAGUUGUCCCUGCUCCUAAAGAUAAAAGUGGAGCUCCGCCGGUUAGAAGUAUAUAUGAUGACAUUUCCAGUCCAGGACUCGGGUCGACACCUUUGACUUCGAGAAGACAGACAAACAUUUCAAUGAUGCAGAGCCCUCUUGUUGGAGUCACUACUCCAGUGACUGGGCAAAGCAUGUUUAGUCCAGCAAAUAUUGGUCAGCCACGGAAGACGACACUAUCUCCUGCCCAGUUGGAUCCUUUUUAUACUCAAGGAGAUUCUCUGACUUCAGAAGAUCACCUCGAUGACACUUGGGUGACUGUGUUUGGGUUUCCACAGGCGUCUGCUUCUUAUAUAUUAUUACAGUUUGCACAGUAUGGGAAUAUCUUAAAGCAUGUGAUGUCUAACACAGGCAACUGGAUGCACAUCCGUUACCAAUCUAAGUUGCAGGCCCGGAAAGCCUUAAGCAAAGAUGGGAGAAUAUUUGGAGAAUCCAUCAUGAUCGGUGUCAAGCCGUGUAUAGAUAAAAGUGUCAUGGAAAACGGUGACAGAGGAGCCUUGUCAUCUCCAUCUGUAGCCUUUACAACACCCGUCAAGACCUUAGGCACCCCAACACAGCCCAGGAGCACUCCUAGGAUCUCUACCAUGCGGCCCCUUGCUACAGCCUACAAGGCCUCCACUAGUGACUACCAGGUUAUUUCUGACAGACAAACACCAAAGAAAGAUGAAAGUCUUGUAUCCAGAGCGAUGGAGUACAUGUUCGGCUGGUAGUGCAGGAGGACUGCUGGCUUCCUUGGGUUAGUUGUAUAGCCACUUAGGGCAGUGUGGACAGCUGUCCUAGAUAAGCCUUUACCUCCUUUGUUUAGGAAACAGCCUGUUUGCAGCUUGCACUUUAAAGAUGGCUGAGGUAACCUGAGGAAAAGGUUGUGCAGAUAGCAUCUCGUGCUCUCUGUGAUACAGUGCAUGCUAACUCCGUGUGCUCAGCGUUGGCUGCAGUAAACUAAGUGAUUGAGCUGGAAGUGAGUCUCUGUAGCGGUCAUGGGAAGACGGAUGAAUUCAUGAGGAGCGACAGCUGCUCCACCAGGACACAUGAUUAUAAUUAGCGAUUGGAAUUACGGUCUUUAAUUUAGGUAGUAUUUAAUAUUUUGAUUAUCUUUUUAUAUGUCUGUGGAUUGUCAACUUUGGUGUUCUUUUUAAAAACCACCUAUUACUACUGUUUCUUAAUAAACUGUCAAUUUUUAUGUGCUGAAUAUUUGUUUGGAAGAUUGAUUUAUUGAAUAAGGCGUUUUAAGGGUUCACUGAAAUAAUAGAAACAUGUUAUUAACUUGUGUCUAGAGUCCAGAUUUUAUUACCAUUCUGUUUUGUCCUACUUGAUUUCUCCUUUUAUUUUGUUUGAAGCACUUCUCAAAUUUGAGUUAUUUUUAUUCCAAAUACUUGAAUACAUCAAAAAUAAAAAACUGCAUUUCUAUAGAGUUGUUAAGUUUGUUAAUAUACAAAAGACAGAUCAUUUAAAAUUUUUGUAUCUUUCCCCAAAUUAACUAUUUAUCAUGUGCUUUAUUCAGAUCAUGGUCUUAAUGAGGUUUUCACAGUAUUAAUGGUGCCCUACUACACACUGUAGAGUUGAACAGUUCUGUCUCUGAGCUUUGGAAAAGCUGCUCUGUGAGUUGGGUGUUGCUCUCAUGGUCCAGUACCUGGGAUUGGUCAGUUGCUUUAGUUGUUGAGCCUGUCGACGGCAGUGCACUCUGGAGGUGGAGGCACAGCCGUCCACAGUAGUGUAAUGUGGAGGUGGAGGCUCAGCCGCCCACAUUAGUGCACUGUGGAGGUGGAGGCUCAGCCGCCCACAUUAGUGCACUGUGGAGGUGGAGGCUCAGCUGUCCACAGUAGUGCACUGUGGAGGUGGAGGCACAGCCGUUCACAGUAGUGU
Microtus ochrogaster (prairie vole) is the source of this 2201-nucleotide messenger RNA. RefSeq names its product nucleoporin 35 (gene Nup35). Gene Ontology annotation, cellular component: nuclear membrane; nuclear pore nuclear basket; nuclear pore central transport channel. Gene Ontology annotation, biological process: nuclear pore organization; NLS-bearing protein import into nucleus. Gene Ontology annotation, molecular function: nucleic acid binding; structural constituent of nuclear pore; phospholipid binding. NCBI's taxonomy places the organism in Eukaryota, Metazoa, Chordata, Mammalia, Rodentia, Cricetidae. The record is from RefSeq and is a predicted model, not a curated record.